UUUAUACUGUCACCAAUGCAACUUCCUGGUGUGAUUUUGUCGGGGGAACGCAACACUGCAUCAAAGAUGGCUUAUUAUCGACCAACAUUUUGUUCAUUAAGGAUUAACAUUGUAAAAGAAUAAGAGAUAUAUUGCACGAAAAGAAGGCGGAGAGCCGGUGGUAGUUGUCGCGAGCAGUGUUAACACUCUCGUCGCACUACGCACCCAUUGCUCUCUCCUUUCGCUAACUUGUCCCCACUGUGCUAGCUAGCUAGUUAGCUCACAUAGUAAAUAUUAGCUAGCCUAGCUAGCUUACUGAUUGCUAAAAUGGCCACCAUGGAGAAAUUGAUGAAGGCCUUUGAGUCUCUGAAGUCAUUCCAGCAGCAACAGGGACCACCGACCGCCGAGGAGCUUGUCCAGAGGCAGAAAAAGGAACAGGCUACCACAAAGAAGGACAGGGUCACCCACUGCCUGACAAUUUGUGAAAACAUUGUGGCUCAGUCUCUGAGAACGUCUCCAGAGUUUCAGAAACUGCUGGGCAUUGCCAUGGAGAUGUUCCUGCUCUGCAGUGAUGACAGUGAAUCAGAUGUCCGGAUGGUAGCCGAUGAGUGCCUGAACAAAAUCAUCAAAGCACUGAUGGACUCCAACCUGCCUAGACUGCAGCUGGAGCUGUAUAAAGAAAUUAAAAAGAACGGUGCCUCUCGGAGUUUGAGGGCAGCUUUGUGGAGGUUUGCUGAGCUUGCGCAUCUCAUUAGACCUCAGAAAUGCAGACCCUACCUGGUUAACCUGUUGCCAUGCCUCUCCCGAAUCACCAAGCGGCAGGAGGAGACCGUACAGGAGACUCUGGCUGCCGCAAUGCCCAAGAUCAUGGCCGCCUUGGGACACUUCGCCAAUGAUGGCGAGAUCAAGGUGCUGCUGAAGUCAUUUGUGGCCAACCUGAAGUCCAGCUCCCCCACCAUCAGACGGACGGCAGCCAGCUCAGCCGUCAGUGUGUGCCAACACUCCAGACGCAGCAGCUACUUCUACACCUGGCUCCUUAAUGUGCUGCUGGGUCUGCUGAUUCCAGUGGAUGAGGAGCACCCCAGCCACCUAAUUCUGGGGGUGCUGUUAACCCUUCGCUACCUGAUGCCUCUGCUGCAGCAGCAAGUGAACACCACCAGCCUCAAAGGAAGCUUUGGAGUCAUGAGGAAGGAGGCUGAUGUACAGCCAACACCUGAACAACUGCUACAGGUGUACGAGCUGACCUUGCACUACGCACAGCACUGGGAUCACAAUGUGGUCACGGCAGCUCUGGAGCUCCUGCAGCAGAUGUUCAGGACUCCCCCACCAGAGCUUCUGCACAUGCUCAUCACCGCAGGCAGCAUUCUACAUGGCACCGUGUUCCGCCAGGACACUGAGAGCCGCGCGCGCUCCGGCAGCAUCCUCGAGCUCAUUGCAGGUGGAGCUUCUUCCUGCAGUCCACUCCUUCUCAGGAAACCGAGAGGUAAAAUGCUCUCUGGGGAGGAGGAUGGGUUGGAGGAUGACGCUGAGAGAACAGAGGUCACCGCUGGUGCCUUCACAGCGGCAGUUGUUGGUGCAGAAGGCUCCUCCGCAGCCCAGGUGGACAUCAUCACAGAGCAGCCGCGCUCCUCCCAGCAUACCCUGCAGCCUGGAGACUCAGUGGACCUCAGUACCUCCUCAGAGCAGGGCGGCGGCGGAGGCGGGACAUCUGCAUCAGACACUCCUGAGUCGCCCAACGACAACGAGGAGGAAAUGCUGAGUCGGAGCUCCAGUGGUGGGGCCAACGUUACUCCAGAGACGGCUGACUACACUACACCAGAGAUGGAGGGAGGGCCCUUAGGUGCAGGUGGGACUCUGCUAGGCACUAACGAUCGCUCCCUUCCACCCAGCGACUCCUCCCAGACCACCACAGAGGGACCAGACUCCGCUGUCACCCCUUCGGACGUAGCAGAACUGGUGCUGGAUGGCAGUGAGAGCCUGUACUCUGGGAUGCAGAUCGGGACAUUGCAGGAUGAAGAAGAUGAAGGAGCAGCACCUUCCUCCCAAGAAGAACCCCCAGAACCAUUCCUGCAGUCAGCCCUGGCUCUGAGCAAGCCUCAUCUCUUUGAUGGCCGAGGUCACAACCGGCAGGGUUCAGACGGCAGUGUGGACCGCUUCAUAACAAAGGACGAACCUGCUGAACCCGAACCUGACAGCAAGCCAUCACGGAUAAAGGGUCCGAUCGGACAUUAUACAGACCAGGGGGUGGAGCCACUGGUGCACUGUGUAAGGCUUCUUGCAGCUUCAUUCUUACUGACCGGACGAAAAAAUGGUCUGACCCCUGACAAGGAGGUGCGAGUGAGCGUGAAGGCCCUGGCAGUCAGCUGUGUUGGGGCAGCAGCAGCGCUGCAUCCUGAAGCCUUCUUUAAUUCCCUCUACUUGGAGCCGCUGGAUGGCAUUCCAAUAGAAGAGCAGCAGUAUAUCACUGACAUCCUGGGUCUCAUCGACCAUGGGGACCCCCAGAUCAGAGGUGCCACAGCCAUCCUCUGUGCAGCCAUCAUACAAGCCGCACUCACCAAAACACGUUACAACAUACACACCUGGCUGGCCAGUGUGCAGAGUGCAACAGGUAACCCUCUGUCCCUGGUGGACUUGGUGCCUUUGCUCCAGAAAACUCUGAAAGAUGAAUCUUCCGUCACCUGCAAGAUGGCUUGCUCUGCAGUGAGGCACUGCAUCAUGACUGUGUGCAGCAGUACCUUGAGCGAGCAUGGCCUGCAGUUGCUGAUAAACCUUCUUGCUCUGAGGGACUCGUCCUAUUGGCUUGUUCGCACUGAGCUCUUGGAGACCCUGGCUGAGAUGGACUUCCGGUUAGUUAAUUUCCUGGAGAGGAAAACUGAGACUUUGCACAAAGGGGAUCAUCACUACACUGGGCGGCUGCGGCUACAGGAGAGAGUCCUGAAUGAUGUGGUCAUCUGUCUGUUGGGAGAUGAUGACCCCAGAGUCCGACAUGUGGCAGCAUCUGCUGUCAGCAGGCUAGUUUCCAGGUUGUUCUAUGAUUGUGACCAGGGUCAAGUGGACCCAGUAGUGGCUAUUGCCCGGGACCAGAGUUCAGUCUACCUGCAGCUGCUGAUGCAUGAGACCCAACCCCCCUCCCAGUUCACAGUUAGUACAAUCACAAGGACGUACAGAGGCUACAACUUGUCCAACAAUGUGUCGGAUGUGACAAUCGAGAACAAUUUGUCCAGAGUCGUCACUGCCGUCUCCCAUGCUUUCACCUCCUCUACCUCCAGGGCCCUGACUUUUGGCUGCUGUGAGGCCUUGUCCCUCCUGGCUUUAAAUUUCCCAGUGUGCACUUGGAGUACAGGCUGGCACUGUGGCUAUGUCAGCUCCAGUAGCAGCUUUUCUUCCCGCUCUAGUCUCAACCGCAGCAGGGGCAGGGCCCUCAGUGUGUCACAGCCAUGUAGUGCUCCAGCCUCUUCAACCUCCUCAUCUGCAUCAGACACCGAGCGGAGGACUCUGACCGUAGGAAUGGCCAACAUGGUCCUAUCCUUACUGUCUUCUGCUUGGUUUCCACUGGAUCUCUCUUCACACCAGGAUGCACUUUUGCUUUCUGGCAAUCUGCUUGCUGCUGUGGCUCCUAAAUGCAUGCGCAACCCCUGGGCUGGAGAGGAAGACGGCACCAGUGGUAGCACAAACACCAGCGGAGGCCCAAAUAAGAUGGAGGAACCCUGGGCAGGGUUGUCUGAGCGCUCCCUGGUGGCCAUGUUGGAGCAACUCUUCUCUCACCUACUGAAGAUCCUCAACAUCUGUGCCCAUGUGCUGGAUGACACGCCACCUGGACCAGCGGUUAAGGCCACCCUCCCCUCCUUGAGCAACACCCCCUCCCUCAGUCCCAUCCGGAGAAAAGGCAAGGAGAAGGAUGUCGCUGAGCCCAGUGCUGCCCCAAUGAGCCCAAAGAAAAGUAAUGAGGUCAACACAGGCAGGCCAGCAGAAAGCACUGGGUCAACAGCUGUGAACAAAUCUACCACCCUUGGCAACUUCUACCACCUUCCACCCUACCUCAAGCUCUAUGAUGUCCUUAAAGCUACACAUGCCAACUACAAGGUAACACUGGACCUCCACAGUAGCCAGGAGAAGUUUGGAGGUUUCCUGCGUGCCACUCUAGAUGUUCUAUCCCAGCUCCUGGAGCUGGCCACACUACAUGACAUCAGCAAGUGUGUGGAGGAAAUCUUAGGCUACCUUAAGUCCUGCUUCUCCAGGGAACCAACCAUGGCUACAGUUUGUGUACAACAGCUGUUGAAGACCCUGUUUGGCACCAACCUGGCCUCUCAGUGCGAGGGCAUCCUGAGUGGACCCAGCCGUUCCCAGGGCAAGGCCCUCCGUCUUGGAUCGUCCAGUCUGCGACCAGGCCUCUACCACUACUGCUUCAUGGCGCCGUACACUCACUUCACUCAGGCUCUCGCCGAUGCCAGUCUCCGUAACAUGGUGCAGGCUGAACAGGAGCACGACACCUCUGGAUGGUUUGAUGUGAUGCAAAAAGCUUCAAACCAGCUGAGGUCCAACAUUGCAAAUGCUACACGCAACAGAGGAGACAAGAAUGCCAUCCACAACCACAUUCGUCUGUUUGAGCCGCUGGUGAUCAAAGCUUUAAAGCAGUACACUACCAGCACGUCUGUGGCCCUGCAGAGACAAGUGCUGGACCUGCUUGCUCAACUUGUUCAGCUUAGGGUCAACUACUGCCUGCUGGACUCGGAUCAGGUGUUCAUAGGCUUUGUCCUGAAGCAGUUUGAGUACAUUGAAGUGGGACAGUUCAGGGAUUCGGAGGCCAUCAUUCCCAACAUAUUUUUCUUCCUGGUUCUGUUGUCAUAUGAGCGUUACCACUCCAAGCAGAUAAUCAGCAUCCCCAAGAUCAUUCAGCUGUGUGACGGCAUCAUGGCGAGCGGCAGGAAAGCGGUCACACAUGCCAUCCCGGCCUUGCAGCCAAUAGUCCACGACCUGUUUGUGUUGAGGGGCUCUAACAAAGCAGAUGCAGGCAAAGAGCUGGAUACACAGAAAGAAGUGGUGGUCUCCAUGCUGCUCAGACUUGUGCAACACCAUCAGGUGUUGGAGAUGUUCAUCCUUGUACUGCAGCAGUGUCACAAAGAGAACGAGGACAAGUGGAAGAGAUUGUCCAGGCAGAUUGCUGACGUCAUACUUCCCCUGAUUGCUAAGCAGCAGAUGCACCUGGACUCUCCGGAGGCGUUGGGAGUGUUGAACACUCUGUUUGAGACUGUGGCGCCCUCCUCCCUCAGACCUGUAGACAUGCUGCUCAAGAGUAUGUUCACCACCCCGGUCACCAUGGCAUCAGUAGCUACAGUCCAGCUGUGGGUGUCUGGUAUCCUGGCAGUGCUCAGGGUACUUAUCUCCCAGUCCACUGAGGACAUUGUCCUGUCACGGGUCCACGAACUCUCCCUCACCCCGCAUCUCCUCUCCUGCCACACAAUCCGUCGCCUGCAUCAGCAGAGCCCCUACCCAUGUGACCCACCCACUGCCGACGAACUCGGCAUCCGGGAAGCUAAUGGCGAGGCACAAAAAGCCGUGCCUGAGGAAACCUUUGCCAGGUUUCUGCUCCAGCUGGUAGGAGUGUUGCUGGAUGACAUUUCCUCCAGACAGGUUAAAGUGGACAUUACAGAGCAGCAACACACUUUCUACUGCCAGCAGCUGGGCACACUGCUCAUGUGUCUCAUACAUGUCUUCAAAAGUGGGAUGUUUCGCAGGAUCACGGCUGCAGCGACCCGUCUCCUGAAGGGGGAGGGUGGAGGUGGACAGACGAGCACCGAGGCCGGCCUGUUUUACCCCUUAGAGGGUCUGAACAGCAUGGUGCAGUGCCUGAUCACCACCCACCCCUCCUUGGUGCUGCUGUGGUGCCAGGUCCUCCUCAUCAUCGACUACACCAACUACUCCUGGUGGGCUGAGGUGCACCAGACACCCAGGAGACAUAGCCACUCGUGCACAAAGCUGCUGAGCCCUCACUCCUCAGGGGAAGGAGAAGAGGAAAAGCCUGAGACUCGGUUAGCUAUGGUCAACCGAGAGAUUGUACGCAGGGGAGCCCUCAUCCUCUUCUGUGACUAUGUGUGUCAGAACCUUCAUGACUCGGAGCAUCUGACCUGGCUGAUUGUCAACCACGUGCGUGACCUCAUCAACCUUUCCCAUGAGCCUCCAGUGCAAGAUUUCAUCAGCGCUGUGCACCGCAACACAGCUGCCAGUGGUCUCUUCAUCCAGGCCAUCCAGUCCCGCUGUGACAACCUCAGUACUCCUAACAUGUUGAAGAAGACUCUGCAGUGUUUGGAAGGCAUCCACCUGAGUCAGUCUGGCUCCCUGCUGAUGCUGUAUGUGGACAAGCUGCUCAGUACACCCUUCAGGGUUCUAGCUCGCAUGGUGGACACACUGGCCUGUCGCAGGGUAGAGAUGCUGUUGGCUGAGACACUACAGAACAGUAUAGCUCAGCUGCCUGUGGAGGAACUAGACAGGAUCCAGGAAUACCUCCAGACCAGUGGCCUGGCUCAGAGGCAUCAGAGGUUCUACUCCCUGCUGGACAGGUUCAGAGCCACUGUCGCCGACACCAGCAGCCCCACACCUCCUGUGACAUCACACCCAUUAGACGGGGAUCCACCACCUUCCCCUGAGCUGGUCAUUGCAGAUAAGGAGUGGUACGUGGCUCUGGUGAAGUCUCAGUGUUGUCUUCGUGGAGAUGUUUCCCUGUUGGAGACGACGGAACUCCUCACCAAACUACCUCCCACUGACCUCUUUAACAUCAUGAGCUGCAAGGAGUUCAACCUAAGCCUGCUGUGCCCAUGCCUAAGUAUGGGCAUGCAGCGGUUAGCACGGGGUCAGGGGGCGCUCUUGUUGGAGACGGCCUUGCAGGUGACCCUAGAGCGGCUCGCAGGAGUCACCGGGUCACUUCCUGUCCCACACCAGUCCUUCCUGCCACCCGCCCAGCCUCAGCCCUACUGGAGCCAACUGGCUGAAGUGUAUGAUGAGCCAAGUUUCUACCCCAGGGUUUUGUCGCUCUGCAGAGCUCUGUCCCAGUACCUGCUGAGUGUAAGCCAGCUGCCUCCAUCACUACAUAUCCCCUCUGACAAGGAACACCUCAUCACCACUUUCACCUGCACUGCCACGGAGGUUGUAGCGUGGCAUCUCCUCCAGAACCAGUUGCCCCUGAGUGUGGACCUGCAGUGGGCUCUGUCCUGCCUGUGUCUGGCCCUGCAGCAGCCCUGCGUGUGGAACAAGCUCUCCACCCUAGAGUACGCUACACAAACCUGCUCCCUCAUUUACUGCCUACGCCUGAUUAUUGUUGCAGUGGCUGUUAGUCCUGGUGACCAGCUUCUGCAUCCAGAGAAGAAAAAAAUGAAGGCAGAGCGAGACGCCGAAGGAGAUGAAGUGGACUCGGCACAUGCUGACCACCUGUGUGAGUGGCAAGCAUGUGAGAUCAUGGCGGAGCUGGUGGACGGCCUGCAGAGCAUCCUUUCCCUUGGUCACCAUAGAAACAGUGCAUUCCCCGCCUUUCUCACACCAACCUUACGCAACAUUGUCAUCAGUCUGUCCCGACUGCCUCUGGUCAACAGCUACACCCGAGUACCUCCACUGGUUUGGAAACUGGGCUGGUCCCCUCAGCCAGGAGGAGAGUACGGCACAACGCUGCCUGAGAUCCCGGUCGACUUCCUGCAGGAAAAGGAUGUCUUCAGAGAGUUCCUCUACCGCAUCAACACACUGGGCUGGAGCAGCAGGACUCAGUUUGAGGAGACCUGGGCCACACUGCUGGGGGUGCUGGUCACUCAACCCAUAACUAUGGACCAGGAGGAGGAGACUCAGCAGGAGGAGGACUUGGAGCGUACCCAGUUGAAUGUGUUGGCAGUGCAGGCCAUCACCAGCCUGGUGCUGAGUGCCAUGACUCUGCCCACUGCUGGCAACCCUGCAGUCAGCUGUCUGGAACAGCAGCCCCGCAACAAGAGCCUCAAAGCCCUAGAAACACGGUUUGGGAGGAAACUUGCAGUGAUCAGGGGCGAGGUGGAGCGAGAGAUUCAGGCUCUUGUGUCUAAGAGGGACAAUGUUCAUACACACCAUCCGUACCACGCCUGGGAUCCUGUACCCUCGCUGUUGGCAGCCUCAGCUGCAGGCACGCUGAUCAGCCAUGAGAAGCUGCUACUUCAGAUCAACACAGAGAGGGAGAUGGGCAACAUGGACUACAAACUGGGACAGGUCUCCAUUCACUCAGUGUGGUUAGGUAACAACAUCACCCCAUUGAGGGAGGAAGAGUGGGGUGAGGAUGAAGAAGAUGAAGCAGACACUCCAGCCCCCACCUCCCCACCCAUAUCUCCCAUCAACUCUAGGAAGCAUCGUGCAGGCGUGGACAUUCAUUCGUGUUCCCAGUUUCUGCUGGAGCUCUACAGCCAGUGGCUGAUCCCCGGCUCCCCGAGUAACCGGAGGACCCCGACCAUCCUCGUCAGUGAAGUGGUUCGAUCGCUGCUGGCGGUGUCGGACCUGUUCACAGAGCGGAACCAGUUUGACAUGAUGUUCUCCACCCUGAUGGAACUGCAGAAGCUCCACCCGCCAGAGGAUGAGAUCCUCAAUCAAUACCUGGUGCCUGCCAUCUGCAAGGCUGCUGCCGUUCUGGGCAUGGACAAAGCAAUAGCGGAGCCUGUGUGUCGCCUGUUGGAGACCACCCUGCGCAGCACCCACCUGCCCAGCCGCAUGGGGGCCCUACAUGGAGUGCUGUAUGUGUUGGAGUGUGACUUGCUGGAUGACACCGCCAAACAGCUCAUUCCCACCGUCUCUGAGUACCUUCUGUCCAACCUCCGGGCUAUCGCUCACUGUGUGAACCUGCAUAACCAGCAGCAUGUGUUGGUAAUGUGCGCAGUGGCUUUCUACAUGAUGGAGAACUACCCUCUGGAUGUAGGAGCUGAGUUUAUGGCUGGAAUUAUACAGUUGUGUGGUGUGAUGGUGUCGGCCAGCGAGGACGCCACUCCCUCCGUCAUCUAUCACUGUGUGCUGCGCGGUCUGGAGCGCCUCCUGCUGUCAGAGCAGUUGUCCCGUGUGGACGGAGAAGCGCUGGUCAAACUCAGCGUGGACCGAGUCAACAUGCCGUCGCCACACAGAGCCAUGGCUGCCCUGGGCCUCAUGCUCACCUGCAUGUACACUGCGGUGCUUGCGUCGGGUUCAGACGUGACAGGGGUUAGAGGUCAGGUUGACUCUGGCUCUGCCGUAGCAGAGGCGGUGGGCGUCACGGCAGGUCAUGUUGGUUUCUCCUCAGGCAAGGAGAAAGCCAGCCCUGCCGGUCGCCCCGCCCACUCUGACCCUCAGGCCCCAGACAGCGAGUCGAUCAUUGUUGCCAUGGAGAGGGUCUCUGUGCUCUUCGACAGGAUCCGGAAAGGUUUACCUAGCGAAGCUCGGGUGGUGUCCAGGAUUCUGCCCCAGUUUCUGGACGACUUCUUCCCGCCACAGGAUGUCAUGAACAAGGUCAUCGGCGAGUUCCUGUCCAAUCUGCAACCUUACCCACAAUUCAUGGCCACUGUCGUCUACAAGGUUUUUCAGACACUUCAUGCAACAGGCCAGUCGUCUAUGGUGCGAGACUGGGUGCUGCUGUCCUUGUCCAACUUCACUCAGCGGACCCCAGUGGCCAUGGCCAUGUGGAGCCUCUCCUGUUUCUUUGUCUCUGCAUCCACCUCCCAGUGGAUCUCAGCCCUACUGCCACACGUGAUCAGCCGUAUGGGCUCUAGUGAGGUGGUGGACGUCAACCUGUUCUGUCUGGUGGCCAUGGACUUCUACCGGCACCAGAUUGACGAGGAGCUGGACCGCAGGGCCUUCCAGUCCGUCUUUGAGACGGUGGCCUCACCAGGCAGCCCUUAUUACCAGCUGCUGGGCUGUCUGCAGUCAAUCCACCAGGACACAUCACUCUGAGGGCAACAGGCUGAGGUGGCCAUGAAGGCACAGAGAGAGGCCGGGGGGAGUGAGGCGCGGGGGAGAAAAGUAGAUUAGAGAGAAACGUGGUAGGGCGAGAAAUUAGAUCUCCAUAUACAGCUCCCCCUUGAGUAAUUACGGAGGGGAAGAACAGACGGUUUCAUUAGAAAAAUCUACUGCAGCCUCAUCCCUUUCCCUCUACACCGAUGUGAAAUGAGUAGAACAAAUAAAGGCACCAUGAUGGAUUCAGUGGAGCAAGCUAAAGAAAAACCAAGGGGAGAUCUGAAUCCAAGUCAGUUUUAGGACAUAUGGUAAAUGGAAAAGAACUGUUUGAAAAGUGCCCCUUUUUAUAUGAAGGACACUGGCUGCAAAGCCUUCAAACUGGUUCCACCCCCCCACCAC
This is a messenger RNA of Perca flavescens (yellow perch), 10296 nucleotides long. It is a transcript of the gene htt, whose product is annotated as huntingtin. NCBI's taxonomy places the organism in Eukaryota, Metazoa, Chordata, Actinopteri, Perciformes, Percidae. Gene Ontology annotation, cellular component: nucleus; cytoplasm. The coding region runs from base 307 to 9894 and encodes 3195 amino acids. The transcript has 67 exons. The record is from RefSeq and is a predicted model, not a curated record.